This is a messenger RNA of Nannizzia gypsea CBS 118893, 393 nucleotides long. RefSeq names its product profilin-A. The coding region runs from base 1 to 393 and encodes 130 amino acids. The transcript has 5 exons. Gene Ontology annotation, cellular component: cell cortex. Gene Ontology annotation, molecular function: actin monomer binding. NCBI's taxonomy places the organism in Eukaryota, Fungi, Ascomycota, Eurotiomycetes, Onygenales, Arthrodermataceae. The record is from RefSeq and is a predicted model, not a curated record.
AUGUCCUGGCAAGAAUACGUUGAUAAAAGCCUUGUUGGCACCGGAAACAUCGACAGGGCCGCCAUCUUCGACAAAGAUGGCACCAGCGCAUGGGCUUCGUCUCCCGGUUUCAAAGUGAACCCCGAGGAGAUGAAGUACAUAGUAGAUUCGUUCAAGUCCAGCGGUGAUGUAAAGGAGAUACAGGCCAAGGGCUUCCACGUCGGUGGGGAGAAAUACGUCACUAUCAAGGCUGAUGACACCAGAGUCUACGGCAAACUGGGGAAAACCGGCAUCGUCAUCGUCAAGACUAAGCAGGCCCUUCUCCUUGCACACUACCCAGAAACCAUCCAGCCAGGUGCUGCUACCAACACCGUAGAGGCCCUGGCAGAAUACCUCCUUGGUGUGGGCUACUAG